AUGCGGUGGCACGACGGGCGUUUUGCGCGGCACCCAACCUUCCGUUUUGUCGCAUUCAAUACCCUGAUGCGGUCCCAAGCACGUGCGCGGUCGAAGUUCUUCGUGAAGCAACAUGAUGGCACCCGUGAAGCGCUCACGCGAGAGCAGCUUAUUCAGGCGCUCGAACACAGCGAGGAUCCCGAGGCGCAGGCGCUGAUAAACUCAAUCACAAGAAAGAGGCAGGACCUCGAGGCGUAUGCGUACAGCCUGGGCUGUCCUGGCGCAUUUAUCACAUUUAGCCCAGCCGAUUUGCACUGGCGGAGCCUCUACCAACACAUGCCCCGAUAUGGAGAAUGGCUGCGCGCGUCCGAGCCGGAAAGGAUGGCAUUGUCGCGGUACUUAUUGCGUCAGAACCCUCACAUUGCUGCUUUCCACUUCUACCGCCGAUACUGCUUCUUUCGAGAUAUCGUGUUGCGGAAAAAGUUCAACGUCACGGAUUACUGGGAUCGAUAUGAAUGGCAAGGCCGUGGCAGUCCGCACAACCACGGUCUGUACUGGAUGCAGGAGGGCCCAGCCGCCGACAUGGAGGACGAAGCUGCUCGUGACAUGUUUGCACGCGUAUGGGGCUUCCACGUCACGGCCGUGAACCCGGAGCCCCGUAGGACUGUGCCUCAGGGGGAGGGCAAUCCGCUGAGCGUGGAUCCGCUGGGCGUGGAGAUGACAUUCCUGCGGCUCUCGCAAAUCGUCAACCGCUGCCAGCGCCACAGAUGCAAUACCACGUACCGCUUGCGAGUCAGAAAGGGAAGCGGUGACCUCGCGAGGGACAUGGAAGGAGCUGCUGGCGACAUUGAGGCGGCCAACGUGGCGAAUCCGGAAAGGGAGUGUCGUUUCGACUUCCCCCGUGCCUUGAGAGAGCUGGCCGCGGUCAUCAGGAAGGAAGGCAGGUCGUACUACAUCUUCGAGGCGGCCCGCAACGACAGCCUCAUGAACCAUUUCAAUCCUGCCAUCAUUCUGGGAUGGUUGGCCAACAUUGACAUAUCUCCAUGCACCAGCUUGCAAGCAGAAGGGACUCGGGUGGUUGUGUACGUCGACUGCCGCCCGUUGGAGCAGCAUGCGCGGUCGUACCGCGUCGAUGAUGAUUCGUACAAUCUCAAGACAUGGAGGAGACUCGGUGCGAACGCGAAGAAGAGGUUGAUGAUGGCCCAUCCGCAUCGCGCUCCGGAGGAGUUGCUUGCUGUGGACGGGCAGCGGUUUGAGUCCUUUGUUGCGGCGUACCGGUGUUGUCGGCAGCGACACCAUUUCCAUGAGGACGACCAUUACGGGGAGGUGGGAACAAACGAGCUCCAGGCGGAGGACGAUGAGUUUGAGCAGGAGGUCCAUGACGAGCCCAUCGCAGAGGAGGACUGGCAUGAGCUCGCCCGCAUGCUGCCAGACCGGCCGCUGGAGGAAGAGGACAUCGACGUACUUGGCCGGCGAAAUAUCGACGUGAAUUAUGACUGGGCUCCUCACGUGGGACGAUAUACCAACGAGGAUAUUCUCAGCGCACGCGAUGCCCUGAAUCCGGAGCAGCGCAUCGUGUAUGACACGGUGAUGGGCCACUUUCUCGCCCAAGACCGUUCCCAGUUGUUACUCCAUGUCGAUGGUGGCGGUGGCACAGGCAAGUCAUAUCUCAUCAACCUGCUCUCGGCGCACCUCCAGGCCGCUACACGCGGGAGAGUGACACCUGUCUGGCGUGCCGCACCGACGGGUGUCGCAGGGAACCAGAUAUCAGGCACUACUUUGCACUCGCUGCUUCACCUCCCGAUCAACAAGGACUUCAGGCCGCUCUCCGCCAUCGACAAGGCCCAGCUCCAGAAGAAGCUGAAGGAUAUUCAGUACCUAAUCAUUGACGAGAAGAGUAUGCUGGGACUGCGUAUGCUAUCCUGGAUCGACGACCGUCUCCGUGAGGCAUUUCCGCAUCGGAACGAGGAGUUCUUUGGCGGACUCAAUAUCCUUUUGGUCGGCGACUUCUUCCAGCUUCCCCCUGUUCUACAGAAACCGCUGUACUACGACAAAGAGGUGCAGGGAGUGGAGAUCAAGGGAAGGAACGCUUAUAUGCGCUUCGAUAAGACCGUCUUCCUGAGCGUUGUUCAGCGGCAGUGCGGCGAUGAUCAGGCGUCCUUUCGCAAGGCUCUCGGAGAACUGCGGCCGCUCCUACUAUCCCACGAGUCCUGGAAACUUCUCUCCGGCCGCGUGCAGGCAAAGCUAGACGAUCAGGAGGUCGCCAGGUUCGCCAACGCCUUACGGGCGGGCAACCUUGCGAAACAGGUCCCUGUAUGCAUUGGUGCCCGCUUAAUGCUGACGUGCAACCUCUGGCAACAAGUUGGCCUCUGCAACGGCGCUCGCGGCACAGUGCACAACAUUGGCUGGGCACCUGGCGCUGAUCCCAUCCGAGACCAACCGAAGAUUGUCCCGAUUGUGGCAGUAAAAAGGGAUUUCCUCGUUGGAGCAACACUCUGCACUCGCACUCAGUUUCCCCUGGUCGUAUGCUACGCCAUUACGGUUCAUAAGUCGCAGAGCAUCACCGAAGACAGGAUCGUGACAGAUCUGUCCUGCCGUGACUUUCAGACAGGUUUGAGUUAUGUGGCCGUCUCGCGUGUAAAAACGCUACAGGGGUUGAUGCUCGAUGCCCCGUUCGACCGCAAUCAUCUGACAUACACAUCCCCCCCGGAGGGUAUCAAGAUGAAGAUGAGGGACCAAAGAUUUAGGAGUUGGCAGGUUCUCACUCAGAAUCCGUAUAAGAACGGCUAG
This is a messenger RNA of Hirsutella rhossiliensis, 2769 nucleotides long. Its product is annotated as PIF1-like helicase domain-containing protein. The record is from RefSeq and is a predicted model, not a curated record. The coding region runs from base 1 to 2769 and encodes 922 amino acids. Lineage: Eukaryota; Fungi; Ascomycota; Sordariomycetes; Hypocreales; Ophiocordycipitaceae. Gene Ontology annotation, biological process: telomere maintenance; DNA repair. The transcript has 8 exons. Gene Ontology annotation, molecular function: DNA helicase activity.